UUCUUUCUCAAGAACCUUCAAUAACAACUUUACCUAUCGAACUUUAUAAUUCUAUAAUUAAUGCUAAUUACAAUUUCGACACAAAAAUGAUCACUUUAGAAGAUACCUCUAAUUACCUCUUUGCAAUUAGGCGUGUCAAGAUUAAGCGUAUGUUUAUUAAAUGCAAAGAUAAAUUUUCAAAUGGUAAAAUUAAAGUAUCAAUUUCCGAGGUAUAUGAAGAUGAAAAAAAUGAUUUACAAGUAACUAUAACUAGCGAAGCAUUACAUAAGGUUAUUAAAAAAAUGUGUCAAACAGACAAUAUAGAAGAAAAAUUAAG
This is a messenger RNA of Racocetra persica, 316 nucleotides long. NCBI's taxonomy places the organism in Eukaryota, Fungi, Glomeromycota, Glomeromycetes, Diversisporales, Gigasporaceae. The record is from the annotation of a GenBank genome assembly.